Molecule: messenger RNA, 3934 nt
Organism: Drosophila obscura
Lineage: Eukaryota; Metazoa; Arthropoda; Insecta; Diptera; Drosophilidae
Product: box A-binding factor
Exons: 8
Coding region: 157-2154 (665 amino acids)
Cellular component (GO): mitochondrion
Source: RefSeq, a predicted model, not a curated record
UUUAAUCGUUAAAUCCGCGGUCACACUACAGAAAAUAGCAAAAAAAAAAAUACGCGGGAAGUGCAGAAAAGUUAUUAACAAUAGGUAUUAGCAAUAAACAGCCUCACCAUUGAUCAAUUUCUGCAACUUCAAGAGCGGAUACGUAACUUCGAGGGCAUGCUUGGCGGCGGCAGCGGGGAGCGUUUAUGCACGCCAAGCACUUCGGCCGGUCCGUUCCGCAUCUUCUCCGUGGCCGGCUUCCAGAAUCGCGCCAAUGACAUCGUCUACUGUCCGCCAAUUGUGCGGCAGCAGUCGCAGCAUGUCGAGGACUCCACGGCCAUUGUCUACUUUGGUGGCGACGUUCAGGACUUUCCGGAGAGCAUGGAAACGAACAGGGACAGUCGCGGCUACAUGAAGUACAACCUGGAGAAUUCGGCGAUCCUGUUGCGCGAGGCGUUUCCGCGUUCCCACAUCAUUGUCAUACGGCCAGUUCGCAUGGAAUUCAAGACAUUUAGCUGCUUUGACAACUUUGUGCGUGGCAACAAUGCUGGAGUCCCGGACCAUACGCCCAUGAACCAUGCGCUGCAACACUUGGAAAAACUGCUGCAGAAUCUGUCGCAACGUCUGAUCUCCAUACCAGAGAACGAGAUACUCGAUCAGGCUGCCCAGGCGGCAGCGGCCGCGGCUGCUGUGCAAGCUGCAGCUGCAGCCGCUGCCCUCACUCUGUCCAAUGCCACCACAGUCCCCUCGGAGAGCAGCUCGCCCUUGGCGGCGGUCAACGACAACAGCCAGGACAUGGACAUUGACAUACUGCAGGUACAGGAAAAUGUCACAGUGGAUGCCGACGGGGAGGUGGUCUUCCCCAUGCUACCUGACGAGGCGGAUGAGGCGGCGGACCCCGCCACAAACAAUGGGGGUGGUAACAACGGCAGCAUUGGCAGCAACGAUGUCGGCCUGAACAAUCAUCAGGAGUCGAACAACCAGCAGCAGCAGCCACAGCAAGAGUCGUCGCCCAUCAAGAUAGCGGCACCAGUGGCUCUGCCAGCCGCCAACAACGUGGAGCACUACAACAAUUUAAACAACAGCAACAACAGCAGCAGCAGCGAAUGUGCCAUGGGGCAGGGACAGGGACAGCAAGCCGCACGGCAGACAGCGACGCUGACGAAUGAUGGCAAUCCGUUGUGGUGGCGGGAGAACCUCAAUCUGGACAAGUCCAAGCUGGUGCUAAUUGGCUUCAGCAAGGGCUGCGUCGUGCUCAAUCAAUUCAUCUACGAGUUCCAUUAUCUGAAGACCCUCACACCCGAUGACAGCAGCAUGUGCCGACUGCUCUCUCGCAUUACGGACAUGUACUGGCUAGACGGUGGCCACGGGGGCCAGAAGAACACAUGGAUCACGUCACGCAGUCUCCUGGAGACACUCACACGCAUGGGCAUGAACAUACACGUCCACCUCACACCGUACCAGGUGCAGGAUGACCGCAGACCCUGGAUACGGAAGGAGGAGAAGCUCUUCACGGAGAUGCUGAGGCGCUUGAGUGCGCCGAUCACGAGGCACUUGCAUUACGACAACCAGCCGGCGAACCUGAUGACCCAUUUCGAGGUGCUUCAGGCUUUCUGCCAACACGUCCAUGCCCUCAACCAGCAGCAACUGCAGCAACAGCAGCAGCAGGGAGUCACCGAUCAGUCUGCGGUGGCGGUGGCGGCGGCAAACAAUGGCAGCAACAAUAUUCUGGAUGCCAGCGAGGAGGGGACCGCUGCUCUGAAGCGCAAACAGGUGCAGCAGCUGCGACGGCACCACCAGCAGCUGCUGGCCGCCGACCUGUCGCUGUCCUCAUCACCGUCUCGCUUGGCGGCGGCCCUGAUAUCAUCGGCGGUGGCCCUCAGUGCCGCAACGACGUCGUCGUCGUCGUCCGCUUCUGCAGCAGCGACCAAUGUAAAUAAUCAUCAUCACAGCCAUAUGCAACAACAACUACUGCCGCCAGGACAACAACCACAGCAGUCACAAGAACAACAACAGCAACAACAACAGCAGCAGCAGGCACACCAGCAGCAGACACACUCACACAGACAUCACCAUCAUCAUCAUCAUCACCAUCAUCACCACCACAACCAUAACCAUCAUCAGUGUCGCUCGAAACGCAAACUACAAAAAUUGUAUUAUACGCUUUGCCGUUAGAUCCGUACGCCCCCCUCUCCUUUAUGAUUAAUUAACUUACUUUAUAUAUAUAUAUAUUGUAUACUUGUAUGAGAGAAUGUUUCUUAGAACCUAACCCUUAAGUCGGUCCAAUCAUCACCCACACCCACACACCCCAGCCCUCUACUUCUCUACUCUAGUACUUCGCAUCUCUAUGUACAUCGUACAGCGUCUGUCUAUAUAAGUUCCAAAGUCAUCUAACUUUAUGUUGUAUAUUUAUUUAUUCAAAUUUUGUUUUCAUUCUCAUAUCUCAUUUGCGUAAUUGGCCCCCUCCCCCAACCCACCCACACACCCCUAAAAAAACUGAAGCAAAAAUCUCAUCAGUGCAAUACUAUAUACACAUACACCUAAAUCUUAUAAAUAUAUAUAUACUAUAUAUAAUGCGAGUAUAUGUGAGUACAUGUAUGUAUCGAAUUUUUUUAUCACUUUAUGUAUACAAACACUCCAAGCUAUUUAUUGAAUAAUCGAGAAAGAUUUGUGAUUUGCGCACAUUUAAUUAACUUCAUCCAGGCCUAAAUCGUAAGUGUAGCAAUCAAGCAAUCUUCGUUUUUAAGUGACUCCCAGCCCCCCAAUCCCCUAUCCCCUACACCCAAGGAAUUUAUGUAUUCAAUAUCUCCCAUACGCUAUAUUCAGUCUAGAACCCACUACACACACAACCCCACAACAACAACAACAAGCAAACCCUCUGAUUAAGUAUUACUUAGCGUUUAGUGAACACAUAAAUCUUAAGUUGCAACGAAGAUAAAGAUGUAGAAUGAUGUUGUACUUUACAAAUGUCGGACGACGAACCUUGUGCGGCUAGCCCCCAGAUCUGGAUCCAUUCCUGGAGCAAUAUACAAUUGAUCAUCAAAUUAAAUCAAAUGGUAUGAUUUAGAGCAAGCAAUCGUAUUGAUAUUUAUAUUGUAUUGUAUUGUAUUGUAUACAUAUACCUAGUAGUAGUGUAUAUUUUGGUUGUGCUGCGCAGGUAGGAAGUACAAUGCGAAUAAAAUGAAAUUUGUCAAGCCAUAGCCAUGUGGCACGCGUUCCUUAUACUUAUACCACAUGUAUAAAUGGAUCUAAACGCUUUCGCUUAGCCAAGAGACAACAAGAAGGGGCCCCACACACUUGUGGCUCACAAGUUAAAAUUAUAUACAUAGUGCAUAGAGAGGGAGAGUAUACCAGUACCCCCAUACACAACACCACCACCCCCCCACAGUACAUACACAACACAAAAUUUCGUACCUUGGUAGAAUUUGCAGUUCAAAAUUGCUUUAGAGUUUGUCAGUGUAAAUUGUACGGCUAAAAAACCACACCAAACACACACACACACAAAAUUUUAGGCAAGAAUAUACACAAGACUAUACUUUACAUACAAGAUACUAUACAUACAAAGAAAAAGUACAGACACUCAUACACACCUGCAGUCGAAGUUGCAGUUGCACAAUGUGUAUGUAGUAUAUACAUAUGUAGUUCUAACUAUUAUGAACAUUAUAAAUGGAAAAAGCUGCGUAAAUCAAACAAAAAAAAAAAUGCCAGCAAACUGUGCUAAAAGUAAAUGAAAGUAAAAGUAUAUUUCUUGAACGAUUAAUAGAGUUUCUCCCCCCCAUGUAUGUAAAUUCUACUGAUCUAUGCGAGAGUCUGGUAAUAAAAUGAAUAAGAAUAUACACGAAUAUGAAUACGAAUACAGAGCAGACCCCCUGUAUAAACAGACCGUUGGUUGCUCUUCAAUUUGUUUCUUUUAUUCAAUCUACUUACUUUAAAAUAAAUUACAAUUCUAUUGUAC